This is a messenger RNA of Peromyscus leucopus (white-footed mouse), 1017 nucleotides long. It is a transcript of the gene Rsph9, whose product is annotated as radial spoke head component 9. Gene Ontology annotation, biological process: axoneme assembly; motile cilium assembly; cilium movement involved in cell motility. Bases 42 to 929 code for a protein of 295 amino acids. The record is from RefSeq and is a predicted model, not a curated record. Lineage: Eukaryota; Metazoa; Chordata; Mammalia; Rodentia; Cricetidae. The transcript is spliced from 6 exons. Gene Ontology annotation, cellular component: axoneme.
UUCUACCCGUCGGACUAGCGUGGAGGAGAACUGCUGGCCGGAUGGAUGCGGACAGCCUCUUGUUGUCGCUGGAGCUGGCGUCUGGCAGUGGGCAGGGCCUCAGCCCCGACCGUCGAGCCUCCCUGCUCACGUCCCUUCUGCUGGUUAAGCGCGAUUACCGCUUUGCUCGGGUCCUUUUCUGGGGCCGCAUCCUCGGUCUUGUUGCGGAUUACUACAUCGCACAGGGCCUGAGUGAGGACCAGCUCGCACCACGCAAGACGCUGUACAGCCUGAACUGCACAGAGUGGAGCCUCUUGCCCCCUGCCACAGAGGAGAUGGCAACGCAGACCGCUGUGGUGAGUGGCCGCUUCAUGGGGGAUCCCUCACACGAGUAUGAACACACUGAGCUCCAGAAGGUGAACGAGGGUGAGAAGGUCUUCGAUGAAGAGGUGGUGGGUACUCCUCCCCUGUCUUCUCAGGUCCAAAUCAAGGAGGAGACCCGCUUGGUGUCUGUUAUUGACCAGAUUGACAAAGCUGUAGCCAUCAUCCCCCGAGGCGCUCUCUUCAAGACUCCUUUCGGAGUCACCCAUGUCAAUCGAACCUUUGAAGGCCUGCCCUUGUCUGAGAUCAGGAAGCUCAGCUCGUACUUCCACUUCAGGGAGGCUGUAGAUCUGAAGAACAAGACCUUGCUCGAGAAGGCAGAGUUGGACCCCUCUCUGGAUUUCAUGGACUCCCUGGAGUAUGACAUCCCCAAAGUUUUCCUGUACCACUGGGCCUGGGCCACUCACCCCAGCGGCUCCCCAUCUCCUGGAAGCCAGAGGGUCUUGGAGCAUCCAGAUGGAGAGAGGCAACGCGCUGGUGGUGCUCCGCAGCCUGCUCUGGCCAGGCCUCACCUUCUACCACGCGCCCCGCACCAAGAACUAUGGCUACAUUUACGUGGGCACGGGUGAGAAGAACAUGGACCUGCCCUUCAUGCUGUAGGAGGGCGGUCUGGAUAUCUAUGUGAUAGAGUCCAAACCCUGUUUUCAUAAAGCUCAA